Molecule: messenger RNA, 1167 nt
Organism: Salmo salar (Atlantic salmon)
Lineage: Eukaryota; Metazoa; Chordata; Actinopteri; Salmoniformes; Salmonidae
Source: RefSeq, a predicted model, not a curated record
AACGCUGAGGAGGAAUGCCACUGUUGUGUGCAUGGAGGAGACGGAGCUCAUGGUGGUCGACAAGGAAGACUUCUUCGCUAACAAGAUGGAUGUAGAGCUCAAGAGGGAGUUUGACUAUCGCUUCAGGUUCUUCCGGUCACUCCAGCUAGUGUCCUCCUGGUCAUACUCUCUCAUUGAACAGAUGGCUGACCAUUCCAAGGCCGAGCUAAUUUCGCUACGGCCACGUGGUCGUCAAGGACACCAACGACAUGGGCAACAUCAUUUUCAUUGGCAAGGGCCAAUGUGACGUGUUGAGAGUGGUGGAUCUUACCUCCUGCAGUGCCUACCAACGCCUCCUAAAACAGUAUGCAGACUCAGUAAGCAGAGGUACAUGUUUGCCAACACAUGGAUUCAAAGGCGAGCUGACAAACCAACCAGGAAGUGUCAUAAAACACAAAGUCCUCCUCAAUAAUCCUCCACGUCCUCCCAGAGGACUUCCUGCAGACCUGCCCACUAGUGCCUGUUUCCUGAUCGACACCCUUCAUCAGAGCAGCACAUUUGGUCUGAACCAGUACCUGAUGCCGUCGAAGCAGAGAGACUGUCACAGGUUCACUCUGGUCAGCCAGAGCGUGGAGAUCCUGCGGGUGGAGAAGACUCGCUUUGACAAGCUGGUGGACAACACCACCAUGAAGAAGCUGGAGGCCCUGCAGAAAACCUACCCUAGCGACAAUGAGCUGUGCACUGUGUUCCUGGAACACAGCCGCUGGAAGGACUACAAACACAGCGUGGUACAGGACCUGUUCCCCCACCGGGUUGCCCCAAUCAGAAGCCCCAAAACCCAGAAGCAGCAGGGCCACUGUGGCCCCAGCCAGGCCCUCCAGCAGACCAGAUACGUGGUCAACAGGCUGAAACAGACAAAGCAGAGGGUAGAGCCAAAAAUAAUUAAAUAAAGGACUAAAUGUGUAGAUGAAUGAAUACAUAGACAUGGUUUUAUCAAUAUGCUUCAAGUUGGAGCGUUUGCUGCAUUCUUCAUUAUUUUCAUGCAUUUCGUUAACAUCAGGCAGAAAUCAAAUUAUCUGCACACCAUAAUACCAUUUCUCAAGAAGAAAGGUUUUGAAGUAUAAUUUCUCAUGAGUGGGUCAUGAGAAAACAUACUUUAAACCCUUCUGCCCCUGCUCUCUGUGAGUA